UUUGGACGACGGCUCGUACGCGCAGGCGCAGACGGCCGACGCUUGACGACACCACACAAGAAGACGCCAUCGCUGUUCUGUGAUCCGGCUGCAAGCUCUAGUUUUCUAUUUGAGGCGUCUUGGUAUUUAGAACUUGUGCGAUGGCUGCUCCGAACGCAGAAGUUAAACAAGAUGCUGGGGGUCCUGGCCCUCUUAUCCAGCAGCAGCAGCAGCAACAACACCAGCAGCAGCAGCAGCACCAGCAACAAACCAAGCCUGACGGUCCUGGCAAUUUCCACGGUGGUAGAGGCGGACGCGGUGGCGGCAGGCGAUUUAGUGGUCCUGGCAGGGACAACCGCGGCCCCAGAAACAGUUCGGGAGGACGAGACAUGAACGCCGCCCGUGGUGGACCUGUGAACUCUCCUAACAACCGUGGUGGAGCUGUAAAUUCCCCUAACAACCGUGGUGGGGCAGUAAAUUCUCCUAAUAACCGUGGUGGGGCAGUAAAUUCUCCUAACAACCGUGGUGGACCCAUGAACAAGAUGGGAGGAGGUGUAGCUAACGCACCAAAGGUGAAGAGUGAGGGUGAUGACAAUGGUCCUCGUAGUCUCAUGGGCCAACGGCCUCGGGGUGCUUUCAGGAGUGGUCCUGGUCGUGAUGACAGACCACGAGGUCAAGAGGAUCGUUUUAAUGAGAAGCUGGCCACUCUGGCUGGCCCUACUCAUGACCUUCCUCCCCUCGACGUGUCUGAAAAGAAGUUUUCUGGGAGGAACAGGCUUUACAUUGGCAAUCUCACAAAUGACGUUACUGAAGAGGAAAUUUCUAGUCUUUUCCAGAAGUUUGGUGAAACAGCUGAGCUCUUUGUUAACAAAGAAAAGAACUUUGCUUUCAUAAGAAUGGACUUCCAUGCCAAUGCCGAGAAAGCUAAGAAAGAAUUAGAUGGAUCAAUGCGUAGGGGGCGUCCCCUCAAAGUCAGAUUUGCUCCCAACAGUACCGCUGUUAAGGUCAAGAAUCUUACUCAGUAUGUUACAAAUGAGCUUCUAGAGAAGGCAUUUAGCAUCUUUGGAGAUAUUGAACGUGCUGUUAUCAUAAGUGAUGAAAGAGGAAAAUCCACUGGUGAAGGCAUAAUUGAGUUUGCUCGAAAACCUGGUGCCCAAAUGGCCCUUCGUAGAUGCUCUGAAGGUUGCUUUUUCCUCACUGCUUCUCUUCGCCCCGUCAUUCUGGAACCAAUGGAGCUCUUAGAUGAAAUUGAUGGCUACAGCGAAAAGGUUGUUCCUAAGAAGAAUUCAGAUUAUCAUAAAGCAAGAGAUGUUGGACCACGCUUUGCAGCCCCCGGAAGCUUUGAAUAUGAAUAUGGUACCCGCUGGAAGCAAAUGUACGAGCGCCGCAAGCAGAAGGAGGAAGCCUUGCAGCGUGAGAUGAAAAUGGAGGAAGAAAAGCUUGAAGCUCAAAUGGAAUAUGCUAAAUAUGAGCAUGAAACUGAGAUGCUUCGUGAACAGCUACGUCAGAGGGAAUUAGACAGAGAACGUCAAAAACGCGACUGGGAACUAAAGGAGCGUCAAGCUGAAGAGCAACGACGCCAAGAUGAAGAGAUUAUGCGUCGCCAACAAGAAGAUAUGUCCUUACGCAUGCAUCAUCAGGAAGAGGAACUUCGUCGACGACAACAAGAAAAUUCUCUUUUCAUGCAGGCCCACAAACUAAGUAGUCUUUUGGAUCAACAGGAGCAGGCUUUGGGACAGCGAGGAAACUAUGAGGCAGCUCAAGGUGGUGAUGCACCUAUGCGUGAAUACGAAGCAGCCCAAGGACCAGGAAACAUACCUCCGGACUCUAAGGCAUUCAUGGAUGCUUAUGAGCGGGGAGCCCGCUACGACAGCCCACGAGGAGACAUGAUGGACGAAAUGGCCAAUGGAGGCCAACGAGGCAACCCCCGAUCUCGCUGGGGGGCUCCCGAAAGAGCAAGGGUUGAUGACUACCAGGCGAAGAGGAGGCGCUUCUGAUGACAUUAAAUAUUCACCCUUAUGAUGUGCAGAUAUUUACCUGCUGAGCAUGAAGUUGAACAAACAAAAUUGUCAAUGUAUUUAUGUUGCUCUUGCAUUAGGCUAAUUGGAUUGGAUUGAUCAUAUGGAGUAAUAUCCUACUUCGAAUAGUUUUUAACGACAUGACUUUUGAGUCAUGGAUUUACUUAGCCAGAGCUGUUUUACAGCUUCUCCUAGAAUAUAUGAUGUGGUAUGCAGUUUUAUGGUAAUACAUUUAUCAUCAUUUGAUCAUUGAAGCAAUUAUGAGUUAAAGUAGCAGUAUUAAUUUGAUUUUACAUUCAUUGGCUGCUCUUUUGUGUUGUUACCAUCAGUAAUUUCAUUACCUUGUUUAUUUGUUCAUGAAAAUGAAAAUUCUAAUUCUUAAAAUCAACCAAGUUUAUCAUUGUUUUAUUUUUAUUACUAAACUUAUUCAUUGUAUAAGAUAUAAUUUAUCUGCAUUUCAAAUAAAUAGAGAUGUAUACAAAUAUAUAAUUAAUGGAUGCUCU
Messenger RNA from Thrips palmi, 2500 nucleotides. RefSeq names its product hrp65 protein-like. The record is from RefSeq and is a predicted model, not a curated record. The transcript is spliced from 12 exons. Lineage: Eukaryota; Metazoa; Arthropoda; Insecta; Thysanoptera; Thripidae. Gene Ontology annotation, biological process: regulation of DNA-templated transcription. Gene Ontology annotation, molecular function: RNA binding. Bases 141 to 1976 code for a protein of 611 amino acids. Gene Ontology annotation, cellular component: nucleus.